Polistes dominula (European paper wasp) is the source of this 7547-nucleotide messenger RNA. RefSeq names its product wide awake. NCBI's taxonomy places the organism in Eukaryota, Metazoa, Arthropoda, Insecta, Hymenoptera, Vespidae. The record is from RefSeq and is a predicted model, not a curated record. Gene Ontology annotation, molecular function: protein binding. Gene Ontology annotation, biological process: regulation of establishment of bipolar cell polarity; signal transduction; establishment of mitotic spindle orientation. Gene Ontology annotation, cellular component: spindle.
UAAGAAUAGUAUCAUUAUUAUUAUUAAUGUUAUUAUUAUAUCAUUUCUACAAACGAAAAGAAACAAAUCGAAUUAACAAGAUAAUUCGAUAGAAUAGAAAUAUAUUCCAGAUGAAAUUUCGUAAAAGCACGUCCAGGUCCAGUCCUAAAAUGGAAUUAUUGUCGAGACGAUCUACAACGAACGACGGCAAGAUGUCGACGUUGAAAAGAUCAAGAUCAUUUCGUGCUUCGGUUAAAUUAAUAUCGAAGAUUCGAAAUCGUGCGGCAUUCAAAUUUACCACGAGUAUCGAACAUUCGCCAAUGUCAUCGAAAGAUUAUUGUAAAACGACUCGAUCGUUUUCCUCGAAAGAUUCCAAUAAAAUACAACAAGAGGAAGUAGAAGAACAACAACAACGACAAGAAGAAUCAUCAAGGAUAUGUGUUAAUUCGAAAAAUAACGAAAAGAAAGAAAAGUCGAUUUGUAAUAAAAAAGGUACGAAAAAGUACGAGGACAUUUGUCAGGAGGAUGGUCGAACGUUGUCAGAAACUAAUUCGUCGAUCGGAGUAGUAGAAUCUUGCGGUAUUACGAAGGAUUUUGAGAAAAAGCUUUCUCUCGGGGAUAAGAUAAACGUGAAAAAUCGAAAAUGUCUAGAAAAAUCUUGCGAAAGAAGAAGAAGGAUCGAGGAAGAAACGAAAUCGCCAAAGGUCGUACGUAUUUUUCAUCGAAAAAUAAUAGCCGAUGAUAGAACAAAAAAGAGUAACGAUCAAGAAUCUAAGGUUAAGGAAAGGAUAGAAAGUGACAAACGCGGUUACGAAAAUCCGAUGUUCUCUUUGGACAGUUCCCUUGAUUCGAGCUUUGCUUCUGUUCAAACGUAUUUGAAAAACGAGGAACAUUUAACACGUGAAAAAUGUUUCGAACGUAUAAUAGAAAAAACUAAUAUCCGAGAUAAGGAAGAGGAGGAGGUGGAGGAGGAAGAUCAACAGCAACAGCAGCAACAGCAGCAAAGACUCUCUAUGUCGUUACUUUCUUGCAAAUCUGAUCUCAAGUAUGUUAGAAGUUUCAGUAUGAAAGAGGAAAGAAGUUUCGAUAGAGAUAAAAGUCCUGGAAAUAAAAGAAACGAUCGUCCAAGAACGAAUUUUUAUUCCGAAACCGAAAUCAAUAGUUCGCCGAGAUUGAGGGAUAAAUAUCUUUGUGAAUUUGUAUCGUCCGUUGAUGGUAGCACGGAAAGUGUUUGUUCGUCCAAAUCGUGCAAAAAUCGGACCGUAGAUAAUUUGACUAAUUUUUGGACUAAUGCUCGCGGUGGAAGUUUUCGAAGCAAGAUGUCUACAAGUAAAAAGAAACUUGGAAAGGAGUCGAAGGAUCUAGAAUCGAUCGGGCAGGAUCGAGUUCUCGUCACGACCACUUCCGGAUCAAAACUACAAUCGCUACAAGGGAUGGAGUUCUUGGAAGGGUUUGGAAAAAAGAAGCAACAGCCACAGCAACAACAUUCAAAUAAUCUAUCGUCGAUUCAUAUUAAUCCUCUCUCGGCCCAAUCCCUCAACAUACAUUUGCAUGCUCUUUUCGCAGCCGUCGAACAUGGUCAUUUGGAUAAGGCCAGAACUAUUUUGGAGUCGACCGAUGUUGACGUGAACAGUGUAAACAGCGACGGUUUAUCGCCAUUGGACGUCGCAGUACUCAGUAAUAACAGACCGUUGGCAAAAAUGUUGGUCACGUUCGGUGCUCAGGAAGGCAACCAAUUUAAGUCACCGGAGUCCUUGGGCAGUCAUUUGGCGUCGUUAUUGUUGGAAGCAGAACACAGAGUCCAAGAACUCGGUGGCAGCACUUCCGGCAGCGGUGGGAGUACUCUUUUGGAACCACCAAGCAGCCACAGAGCCAGUUUCUCGACGCAGCAUAAUAAUCUUACAGGAUGCGGAGGUAGCACUGAGGACAAGCAACUGGCCCUCUGGGAGAGGAGAGCACGAGCACUAAGAAAGAUGUUACUAGGUUUUGAUCAAGCAAGACCACCGGACAUGCCUUUCAUGGUCGCAAUCGAUGUUACCGGAACGACCUCCGUGACAGUUAGAUUUCAAGAACCAGAUUCACAUGAUUCUCCAAUUUGUACGAAAUUCAAGGUUCAAUGGAGUCUCAAAGAGGAUUUUUCUACAAUAUGCGGGGAUAGAGAGGUUUUGGAUAUGAAGCAAAGGGAAUGUCGUAUCGACGAGCUUAUACAAGGACAAAAAUAUUAUUUCCGCGCGGCAGCUGGAAAUUUAAAAGGCUAUAGCAGAUUUAGAAAUUCAACUCCCGCUUAUGUCACUCCUAGUAGUUGGAGAGACAUUGAUGGCAGGGUACCAAGAUUUGCAGGGCGUUUAGAACAAUUGAACACCCUCUUUACCGAUAUCAGACGUCCGGAAUACACACACGAGACACCAGCAGUUCAAAGACGCAAUCAUAAGAAGAAAACAACGAUAAAACAACUCUUCACCGCGACUAGCAAAUUUCAAAAAAAUUUGCGGCGUGGCGUGUUCUUUGCUUGUUUGCUUUAUCACGAGGAUAAGGUGCUCGUAACCAAUGAAGACUUUUUACCUGUAAUCGAGGUCGAUGAAACCUAUCCUAGUUCUAUCUAUAACGAUUUCCACUGGCUCAUGAAAGUCGCAUGCACGUGGGACGACGUCAAGACUCUACGCCAAGAUAUGGAAAAAAGUCACAGCAGUUCAACCAAUCACUUUAGGAUAAAAUUGCUCCAAGCUGCUGCACAAAUGCAGGCCGCAUUGUGUACGCAAAAUCUUGGACAGUUAUAUCAUAAACCGAUCAGAGACAUACAAGGAACCCUUGUAUUUUCGACAGUUAAUUAUGUAAAAUCACCAAAACUCGUGUCAGUCUUAAAUAGUAGGUGGCUUCCUUUGAGUAAAGUAACUAAAAAAAUAAUAACUCAUGAAGACAGCAACGUGGCGGAUAUUUUGAUGGCCAGUAUACAAGAACAAAUGACAUAUCACCAAGUCAGUAGUAUCAAAUUAUCAAAGGGUUUAUAUCUUGGUUAUUUGAAAAUGCAAAGUAGCGUGGAUCUUAUACAAGUGGUUGUACCGGCUAAAUCACCUAACGUCUUACCACAUUGUAAAAUACGUGACAACUCUCAUGUAUCUGCGGAAGAAUGGGAUUAUUUGAAAAGGAUAACUCGUAUUUAUGCGUCCGAUAAUUCUGUUAAAGAUUCAGAGGAAAAAGAAAAUGUAACGAAUGAAUGUCAGGGUACAGAACAGCAAAAAUUAUUCGUUGAUUUGGUUUCCGCAACGGCACGUCGUCUCUUUAAUUAUAUGGAAAUAAGUCCAGAGGAUUCUUUAUUAUAUCGUCUUUACGAUGCUGAAGUAAUCGAUCUCACGCACGAUGUAUCAUUCCUAAUUGCCGUACCUCCUGCAGAAAUAGCUUGUUGCGUACCUGGAACUAGAGAAAUUCUUUUACAAAGAGGAGACUUACUAUCUUUACCUAUUCAAGUAUUCGAAAUGGUUCACUUAAAUACAUACCAAAAGGAUGUAAUUAAUCGAUAUUCAAGAUUAAGCUGUAUAUUGGAAUUAGACACCGCACAAGCUCAACAUAAUCAUAGGGAAGCUUUCAGCUCUUUAGAACUAAGUGUAGCAAAAGAUAAACUUGCGAGAUUACAAGAUAUACAAUCUCAAGUAAACACAGUAUGGAAGGGUGCUAGAUGGCUUAUCGACGUCAUCACUUUUGCAAGAGACCGUGGAUCCGGACAACAAAGCGGUACACCACAGACUGUUGGUAUAUCCAUGAAGCAUCUAUUAGGUUUAGACAGAAAUAAAAGCAACAGCAAUAGUUUAAAAAGAAGUCUUCUUCAGUUGCCACCUCGAGAUCCUAAACUCGUGAAAUCGAGUCCAGGACGUGGAAGUUGGCCAGGUCCAAAUGUUACGAAUUCUUCUUCCAAUUUACUUACAACGGAAUUCAGCAAAAGUGAACAACAAUUACCUAGUGGUCAAUACGUGUGCAAGUGUAGUCACGUUUCAACUAAGUCAGAACCUCAAAUAUCAUCCGUACCUACAAAUGUACGACUUCCACCUUCGAAAUCUGAGGACACUUUAUUACUUACCAAAUACAAACAUAGCCCUAGAAAUCGUUCGGCCACCAUCACUUCUGCGUCGGCAAGUACCAGUCCAUUACUUAAUAUAAAACCGAUUCUCUAUGGUGGAUCGCUUUUAAGCGUAUCAACAGCUAUGACCAACACCAACACGAGUCUUCUCAGUGUUAGUAACACGAAUUCCGACAGUCUUCAUUCCCUAAGCAGCGAUGAAUAUUCAACGCCGAAUUCAAGUGUAUGCUUAAAACCAGGACAUAUAAAAGUCAAAACGACUAAAUCCACCGCUAGUAUAACAACCAUGGCUGUUUCAGUAGGAGAUAAUCAAUCGGAAGAAGAAAAGGAUGAAGCAACAAUGAUGCCAGCACCGCUACCUGGUAUUCUUCAGGUUUAUGCAGCCUAUGAAACUGGUUUGGCUUCUGGUACCAGUUUAAAAUUACAUGUAAAUCCACGAACCACAGCAAGAGAAGUUGUGGAUCUUGUUGUGAAGCAACUAAAUAUGGCAGUAGUCUUAAAGGGUCAAGAUGGGCCUAUCUACACAGUCGAUGAAUUACCAAAUUUUUGCCUAGUUGCUGUAAUUGGUGCGAGGGAACGUUGUUUAAGAGAUGAUUUUAAACCCCUUCAACUACAAAAUCCGUGGAAGAAGGGACGUUUGUAUGUCAGACAAAAGCAAGAUGUUCUUGCUGCUCUCGAACACAGUAGCAAGCAUACAGCCUAUUUAUAACAAACAUCUGAUUAAAAUAAUUAAAAUUCACAUGUGUAAUCUUUAGUUAAGAAAAUAUGACACAGUGAUAACUAUUAAUAUUAAAAUGAGAAUGUAAAGCCACAUAUUGUGGAUCGAAUGAAAAUCAUCAUAUGACCUAUAAAUCAAAAGUUUCAUUUUAUAGGGCUUGAUGUUUUUAAGGAUUGCUUUUACUAUUAGUAUUAAAAAUAAUUUAUUAUACAUAGUAAAAAAUAAUCAGGAUAAAACUUGAUUUUCUCUUUUCAUAUAAAAUCAACUAGCUUUAGUUAGAUUAUUAAGUGAUAUUUGACGUGGAAGGGCAUCGUAGAUCAUAUUCUAUAAUAUCCGUAAUAUGAAAGGUUUAUUGUUGUAAGUAAUUGCACUAGAUGACAGUGAACUCGAAUAAUUUUCUUUAUCUAGACUUGUACAUUCCAAGUUAUAAGACCGCGAUCUAAUGCGAUCUGUAAUAUUCCUCGAAUGUUAGUUAGUUUAUAAACAAAGUUAAUACUCAAAAUAUAUUAUAAACUAAUAUAUUUUAGGUACCGAUCUCAAUGUUUUGUCCGAUAUGCGCGUCAUUAGAAAUGUGUCAAAUAUUUCGGAGAUCUCAUCGUUCCUAAACCUAAUAGCUUUCAUGUUCAACUAAUAAAUUUACGUAAUUUUAAUAAAUUGCAACUAAAAAUUAAUUAAAUAUAACAUAACAAAAAAGAAAUGAUAAAAUGCCAAACUAAAUUUUAAAUAGCUAUUUAUUGAUCAAAUAUAACAACUAAAUAUAAUUAGCUUAUAUUUAGAGUAUUCAUUUUUUUUUUAAAUAUACUUUAUAAUUUGUUUUUGUUAUUUAUGAAAAAAUUUUUCAAACUGAUAAUAUACGUAAAGUUCCUAAAAUUUCUUAAUAUUAUCUGAAACAAAUAAAAAUAUUAUUGUACUGAGUUGGUUGCUGGGAACGAUAGAAAUAUCUCUACGAGAAAGUAAAAUCAAUAUCGGUGCUCACUUAACAAGAUGAUUUGCUUUUAGAGAGGAUGAUAAAAAUGGAAUGAAAGUUGUUUGCAAUUGAUAGUGCGUUUGUGACAAAGAGGCUUAUAGACUGUGCUAUAGAAUAGAAACAAAUUUUAUUAUUUUUAUUUCGAAUGCUAUUCUACGGUAAGAAGGAUAAAGUAUAGGCCAAUAAACAUAAGUAUGAAACUUAAUUUGUGUGUUUUAAGUAUAUCUGAUUUUUAAGUAAAUUAUAUACGAAGUUCUUAUUCUAAUGCUGUUAAUAAUCUUUACGAAAUUAAACAAGAAAUUUAUCCUAAUGAUGAAGUUUCGGUACAUUUUUCAAAAAAUAUUUCAAAUACGGAUGUGAAAUUCAAUAAAUAAUAAAAUUUUAAUAUAUAUCAAGACAUUGUAUUUAUAUCAGAAAUGGGAAUUCUUAUUUAUCUAAUUAUAAGCAAUUAUCACUUUAGAUUGUAUCUCAAGUGUAUAAUACAGUGCAAUUUCUUUUAAUUAUCUAUGCAAAACUUUAAAUUGAAUCUUUUCAAUUAUAUUUUCGUAAAAAGAUUAAUAUAUAUAUAAAUUAAUUUUUGUUUAUGAUACAUAUAAGUUCUCCCACUUCUGGUCUAUAAACCAUAUACAGUAAUACUCUGAUAACACAAUAUAACUGCACAAUAUUUGAGAAAUCGAAAAAUAACUUUUGCACACCUUCAUAUAUAUCAUAUUACUUCCUAUAUCAUUUUACAUUAUAGCGUUACUUUUAUUUUAAAAUUCUAAUGAUCGUACACACACACGCGCGCAAUUAUAUUUUAAAAAUAAAUAUUAAAUAUUAAUAAAAUCCGUCCUUUGCUUAUUGCAUAUCAUAUUUACUUAGAAAAUACCAUUUUGGAUGAUAAAUAUUUUUUAUUCAUUGUGCAGUAUAUAUUGUGCACACAGGGGCCACUUAUGUUUAACAAGAAUGUAUGAUGCACAUAUUUUUUUAUUGAAAAAAAAGAACAAAAAAUCUGAGAUUGUUACUAUCGCAUAGCUUAAGAAUGUUCCACAAAGAUGAAACAGUGAAAAUAAUUAAAACAGGAUGAUGCAAAACUUCAUUAGCUCUGAAUGUUUAUUGAUGUUUAAUGUAAAAAUAAGUAUUAAUAGAUAGAUGUUAAUUAUACACCGAGAGGAAGAGAUAAUGAAAAGAUAAAAAACUAUAUAAGCGACAAGAUGGAAGGAAAGAGAGGAAAACCAAAAAGUAUGUUAUGUCCAAAUAAGCUAUAAGAACAAAGGUUUUCCUUUAUUAUAAGGAAAUAGAAUUAUAAGGAAAUAGAAACAAGUAACUAAGGAUAUUAGACUUUGUAAAUAAAUUAGAUUACUGAACGACUAUGACGAUAGGAGAUGCAAACUAGCGAGAUUAUUUUAUCUGAAAGCGUAUAUUUAUCAUGAUAGCGCCUAAAAAAAAUAUGCGUAAGAUUAAAAGUACACGCAUAAACUGGUAGAUGAAAAGUAAGAAGAUCGCCCUCGUCCCUCGCACCAAAAAUAAAAAAAAACCUAUAAAAAUGAUAAGAUUUAAAAAAAGUUUGAAAGAAUGCGUAAACCAAUAAUAUUAUAAUGAAAUAUUUAAGUAAAUAACAAAUUCGAUGUUUGUAUAGGAAAUGUACUUUUUGGUUGUAACUAAAUUUUCUUUCACCCCCUUUUUUUAUCUCUUUUUUGAUUUUUUUCUCUUACUUCUCUCCCCCUCCCCACCUCCCCCUUCAUUCGCAUUUCAGUCUCGACGACGGCAGUUUUGUGUAAUAAGGAAAAGAGCACGAAAAAAUGGAAAAAAUAAAAAAAGAAUAAAAUGUA